Hansenula anomala is the source of this 702-nucleotide messenger RNA. RefSeq lists its product as uncharacterized. The transcript has a single exon. The coding region runs from base 1 to 702 and encodes 233 amino acids. The record is from RefSeq and is a predicted model, not a curated record. NCBI's taxonomy places the organism in Eukaryota, Fungi, Ascomycota, Saccharomycetes, Phaffomycetales, Wickerhamomycetaceae.
AUGUCACAACCUACAUUACCAGUUGUUGUUGUUGGAUCUGGGUUAGCUGGGCUAACCAGUGUUUAUAAGCUUUUGGAACGCAAGAUCCCCGUGAUCUUGAUUGAUAAGAUGGAUAAGAUGGGUGGGAAUUCUAUCAAAGCUUCUUCAGGUAUUAAUGGUGUUUUAACUUCAACUCAAAAGCAAUUUGGUAUUGAAGAUUCAGUUCAAGGGUUCUUUGAAGAUACUAAAAAAAGUGGUGGGAAGAUUGGUGAUCUGAAUUUACAACAAAAAUUGGUUAAAGAGAGUACUGAGGCUAUUAGAUGGUUACAACAAGAUAUUGGUGUUCCAUUAGAUUUGGUUAAUAGAUUAGGUGGACAUUCUCAAAGAAGAACUCAUAGAUCUUCGAAUAUUCCACCUGGAUUUGAAAUAAUUUCCAAGUUGAAAAAUAAGAUUGUUGAACAUGAAGAGAAUUUAAAAUUAUUAUUAAAUAGUCAAAUUGUGGAUAUUGAUAUAUCAAAUGGUAAAAUCAUUGGAUUGAAAGUUUUGGACUUGAUUAAUAAACAUGAAGAUUAUAUAAAGACUAAUCAAAUUGUUAUGGCUACAGGUGGGUUUGGAUUCUCUGAGGAAUUGAUCAAGAAAUAUAGACCUGAUCAAAUCAACAACUUCAGAAUUCACCAAAAGAACAAAACAAUCAAGCAAUUUACACAAAACAAAAAUGGAUAA